AUGUUCGCUUUGGGAAGGUACCUAAGGUGCCUGCAUACCAGUAGGCUGCAUGGAAUGAAAUGGUUUGCCAAGCACCACUGCCAAGAACGUGAAGUGGCACCCCAGGGAUCGUCCCAGGCACCGCAAUGCGGCGCGAAAGAGGCUGUGGUCACCUUGCUGUGUGCCAUCGUGUGGUCGUGCCAUGCUUUGCAGGUUCUCGGGCUCUGCGGGUCAGGCAAGGAGUAG
Molecule: messenger RNA, 225 nt
Organism: Pyricularia oryzae 70-15
Lineage: Eukaryota; Fungi; Ascomycota; Sordariomycetes; Magnaporthales; Pyriculariaceae
Exons: 5
Coding region: 1-225 (74 amino acids)
Source: RefSeq, a predicted model, not a curated record